AAGUGGUGUCGGGGGAGAAAAAUGGCGGCACUGCUGCUGCAGGAGUUCGAGGAGUCCGAGAUAUCUAAGAUUCCAAAACCAAUUCAAGGCAAACUCGAGAGGAUUCUUUCCGAUCAGCAGAACGAGAUCGACUCCUUGAAAGCGCAGCAGGAGCAGUUCCGUGUUGACAGCGAGCAACAUUUCUUUGAAAAAGUGAAACAACUUGCCCAAUGCCAGGAAGAAUUUCUGUCCCAGACUCAAGAACAUCUUAAACUCAAAGAAGAGUUUACCAAGCGUGAUGAAGAACUUAAAACUAUCCGUGAGAAAAACAGGGAAUAUGAGUCUGUCAAAGAGAGGCUGUCAUCAGAGCAAACUCUGCUGUCAAAGGCCAAAGAGGAACUGGAAGCAGAAAAACGUGAUCUUGUGCGAACUCUCGAUAGGAGAUCCUUGGAGGUGGAGCACGUUAAUGAUGACUUGAGGCAACUCAAUGAUAAGUUGGUGGAAGUCAGCACCUCCAAGAUGGCCCUGCAGAUGAAGUUGGAUGAGCUUGAAGCAGCUGAAGUCAACAUUAAAUACAAGGAGAAGCGUAUGGAACAAGAGAAGGAGCUUCUGCAUGGCCAGACAUCUUGGCUGAAUGAGGAGUUGAAGGCAAAGAGUGAGGAGCUGCUCUCUCUCUCCCGAAAGAAGGGCAACGAGAUCCUGGAUUUAAAAUGCACAGUGGAGAAUAAAGAGGACGAGUUGAACCGACUCCAAGACCAAGUGGCCAGUUUGAAGACUUCAAAUGAAAACCUUCAGAGACAGAAUGAGGACGUGAUCAGCAAAUUGAAAGACGUCAAGGAACAACAAGCCACUGAGGAGGAAAAGUUCAGAAAUGAGUUGAAUGCCAACAUUAAGCUCUCCAAUUUAUAUAAGGGAGCAGCGGCUGAUGCUGAGGCGAAAAGUGAAGAGCUGAGUCGGGCUGUGGAGGAGCUACAUAAACUGUUGAAGGAUGCCGGAGAAGCCAACAAGGCCCUUGAGGAGAAGUUACAGGAGAGGAGCGGUGCCACAGACAAGACUGUAGCUGAACUGAAGGAGAGGAUCCAGGGUCUGGAGAAAGAGCUGGACAACGCCAAUGAUUUACUGUCAAGUUCUAAACUCAGAGGUACAACAUCUCUGCUGACAGAGGAGCAAAUGACAACGAUGUCUCCAACAGCAGCCGCUGUGUCCAAGAUCAAGCCUGGUAUGAAGCUGACGGAGUUGUAUACUGCCUACGUGGAGAGCCAGGAGCAGCUGCAGCUGGAGCGCUUGGAGAACAAGCGGGUCAACAAGUACCUGGAUGACAUAGUGCAGGAAGUGGAAGCAAAAGCCCCCAUCCUCAAGCGGCAAAGGGAUGAGCAUGAGCGCAUGCAGAAGUCAGUGGCCAGUCUUUCUGCCAAGCUGGAGCAGGCUGUAAAGGAAGUUCACCGUCUGCAGAGGGAGACUGAUGAAGCCAACAAGCGCUCCUCUGUCUUGGAAAGAGACAACCAGAGGUGUGAACUGCAGCUGGGAGAUAUGGCUCAGCAGGUGCGUGUGCUGCUGAUCGAGCUGGAAGAGGCUCGUGGAAACCAUGUUCUCCAUGAGGAGGAUGUGAACUCAGCCGACGUCAGCAGCACAUCAGAGGUGAUCAGUCAACAUUUGGUGACGUUCCGCAGUGUGGAAGAGCUUCAGAGUCAGAACCAGCGUCUUCUGGUGGCCCUCAGGGAACUCAGUGAUGCCCAAGAGAAAGAUGAGUUUGAGGCCACUGGCAGCAAGUGUGGUCAUCUGGAGCAGAGUUUGGAGAAAGCUCAGGGUGAGCUGGAUUCCCUGAAAGAGCAGCGCAGCCAGCAGUUAAAAAUGACCGAGUCCAUCGUCAGGCAGAGGGACAUGUACCGCAUGCUGCUGGCUCAGGCAACUGGAGUUAGCUUUCCUCAGCAAGGUGCACCACCCGACGAGUUCUCCCUGACCUCCACGCCUCGACGCUCACCUGCAGCCACUCCCACCACAGGAACGCCCACUGGUCUUGUGUCCAUGGCAACAGAGUCUGCUGAAGCACUGGAGGCCAAAGCAGCCUUGCGACAGUUGCAGGAGGUGUUCUCCACCUAUAAAAAGGAAUGUGUGGACAGUGACAAGGCGCUGACGGCCCAGAACGAGAAGCUCCAGGAGCAACUCUCUGAUCUCCGCUCCCAGAACACCAAGAUAUCCACCCAGCUAGAGUUUGCCUCCAAAAGGUACGAGAUGCUGCAGGACAACGUCGAGGGCUACAGGAAAGAGAUCGCCUCCCUAAGAGAGAAAGAACACAAGAUGGCCGCUGCCACCCAGAAGCAGGAGCAGACUAUCCACAUUUUGAAUGAGGAUCUGAGAGCUGCCAAAGAGAAACUUGCCAUGUCAGAGGGCUGUGCUGAGGGCCUGCGUAAGGAGAGAGACAUGCUGAAGUUGGUGGAGUCUAGGCUGACUCAAGAGACGGAAACAAUCCGGAGUCAACAACAAAGCCAGAACCUGCUGCUGACCAACCUCCAGACUAUUCAGGCCACUCUUGAACGUUCGGAGACUGACACACGUCAGCGUGUCAACUGCCAGUUGGAGAAGCAAGAACGGGAGAUCUCCCAGCUGCAGAAAAGGCUGGAGAACGAGGUGGAACAGCGCCACCUGCUCAUCAGAAACCAAGACAUCCAGUUGAUGGAAGCAAAGAGGCAAAUGGAGACCCAGGCGGCUUCACAACAGAAGACCAAAGAGUUGCUGAACGCUGCCGAGUUGGAGCUCAACACACUCAGGCUGCAGCAAGGCGGCAGCGAAGCACGUCAUAUCCUGAGUUCCCCCUCCACGCAAAACAUCAGAGGCCUGCAGGGCUCAGACCAAGACAUAGAGGUCCUUAAGGGCCGCCUGAGGUUGGCUGAAACCAAGGGAGAGGAGCUGGCAGAAAGCCUCCAAGCAGUCACCUCCAGCCAGGAGCAGUACAGAGCCAUGGCUCAGAGCCUGGAAGAAUCCCUGGAUAAAGAGAAGCAGGUAACUGAGCAGGCACGCUCAUCCAUCGAAGCCCAUGUGAAGCAGGCUGAGGAGCAGCACCGAAAGCUGGAGGAGAAGCUUCUGGAAGCAGAGAAAGAGAAACGAGGCUUGGAAGAGCAAAACAAGAGAGCCACAGCGUCACUGGAGGAACAGAUGAACAACUUAAGGAGAAGUUUAAGCGAUGCCCAGGCAGAUCACCAGGCGGCGCUACAGCGAGUGGAACUGGCUGAAACCCAGCAGCAGCAGGCUCUACAAGGCAGCCAGGAGCAGGCUAAGCUGGCAGCAGAAGCACAAGAUAAGUAUGAGCGGGAGAUGAUGCUGCAUGCAGCAGAUGUGGAGGCCCUGCAGGCCGCUAAGGCUCAGUCCCAGCAGGCCGUCGAGCUCAGACACCAGCUGGAAGAGAGAGUGCAGAGGGUUAGCACCGAGCUACUGGAGGCGCGAAUCUCCUGGGAGGAGCAGGAAAAGAUCUUCAAGGAGGAGAUGUCAAAGAUCGAGAGUCGCUGUGAGGAAUUGCAGAGGCAGAAUGCUCUCCUGCAUGAGCAGAUCCAGACGAUGAGCAGCAAGAUGGCUGACAAUUUGCAGCGUUCUUCCAAUGAGAGUACCCUGAACAUCUCCCUGACUGAAGAGGGCAAAUCUCAAGACCAAGUUCUUGAGAUUCUCAGGUUUGUGCGUCGGGAGAAGGAGAUCGCUGAAUCCCGUUUUGAGGUUGCCCACGGUGAGAGUUUGCGUUAUCGUCUGCGGGUGGAGCAACUGGAACGAGAGCUAAAGGAGGUGCAAGACAGCUUGAGUGCUGCAAGUGAGAGGAUGCAGGUGACAGCAAAGACCUUGGCUCAGCACGACGAGCUGAUGAAGAAGACCGAAACGAUGAGUAUCCUGAUGGAGACCAACAAGAUGCUGAGAGAGGAGAAGGACAAGAUGGAGCUGGAACUGCACCAAACCCAAGCUAAGUUGCAAAAGCUGCAGUCAGACAUCAUGCCACUUCAGCAGGCCAACACUGAGCUGAGUGAGAAGAGUGGCACACUGCAGGCAGAGAAGAAGAUACUGGAAGAAGAGAUCAAACGCUGGAAGGCUCGGACGCAGCAUUUGGUGAGUCAACAGAAAGAUUCCGACCCAGAGGAGUACAAGCGUCUGCACUCUGAGAAGGAGGCUCAUCUAAAGCGCAUCCAGCAGCUCACUGAGGAGAACACCAGACUCAAAGCAGACGUGUCCAGGACCAAUAACUUAACAACAUCCCUGCAAGGUCAGAUACAGAACUUGCGUGACAGUAUGAGUAAGACAACUGAUGAGAGAAAUUUGCUGAAGAAGGAAAUGGAUACCAAGAACCAGGAUAUCCAGGUGAAGGAGCGAACUAUCAUGCAGGUCAAGAAGAUUGGACGCCGCUAUAAGACUCAGUAUGAUGAACUCAAAGUGGAACAUGACAAGAUGGUAGCUGAGGCGGCAGCAGUUCCUUCCCAAGAAGAGGAGGCUCGUCAGGCAUCGGUUCAGGAACUCCAGAGCCUCAGAGACUCUCUGAGUCAGUCUGAAGCCAGGACCAAAGAGCUGGAAGGACAGCUGGAGAACAUAAACAAGGUGGUCACAGAGCACGACACUGAAGUGCGUAAUGCCCAGGAACAGACCUCCAGGCUGCAGGCAGAGUUGACCAGGCUGAGGCAGGAAUUGCAGAGUAAGGUUGCCCAGGAGGAGACGGUGAGGCAGCAGAUGGCCGACAAGGAUGAGAAGACCCGAAAGGGCAUUGUUUAUGCCAGACAGAGGAUCAGCCAGCUCACACGCAUCAAUGAUGAGCUAAAGCAACAACUUGAGGAGGGCGAGGUUCGAAUGACUGCUCUAAAGUCUCAGUAUGAGGGGCGCCUGAGUCGGCAGGAGAGGGAACUGAGAGAUCGGCGGGGUCAACAGGAGAGACAAGAGCAAAGAGAUGAGCCACCUGAUGCAGGGCCCAGCAAGACCCAGGAGCAGCAGAGGAACACUGAACAGAGACAGAUCAGUCUGAAGACGACUCCAGCUGCAGACAGGGGCAGUGCCUGCACCUCUGAACCCCCAACUGCUAACAUCAAGCCAACGCCGGUAGUCGCUUCUGGCAGCAAGCAGCCCGUCAACCCAGGGAACAAACCCACUCCAAGAGCCAGCAUCAGGCCCAUGAUCACCCCAGCGACUGUACCCACACCAACACCCACAGCUACUGUCAUGCCCACUACACAGGUGGAGACCCAAGAAGCCAUGCAGUCUACCGAGGGCCCACCAGUGGAGCACGUGACUGUGUACGGCAGUGCCAGCGGUUCGGUGCGCUCUGCCAGCCCCAACGUACAGACCACUUUGACUAGCCCCAUGUUGACCGUUCAGCAGACCCAGACGCAGACGCAGGCAACGGCAUUUGUUCAACCGACGCAGCAACAGAGCAUGACCCAUACGGAGCCAGCCAAUCAGGAGCCACCGCCUGUGGUCAUCGAGGCAACACCGAGUUCACAGGUGGAAUGGCCUUCGACUUCCUCCACCUCGUCUGUGUUCGGCACUGUUUCAGCAACACCAGGAACUUCCACGAUGUCCAAGAGGCCUCGAGAAGAGGAGGAUAGCACCACCAUGGUCACUGACACUGAAGUAGCUCAGGAGGAAACAUCCAGGGCUCCUAUACCCAAGAAGCUGCGCAUCAUCCAGAGGGUGGGUCCAGAGGAGGAGGUGCAGGCUGAGGAAAGUGCUGAGGCUGAGGGUGUGGUGCCAACAGACAGUCAAGACAGUGCCGAGGCAAGCCAGAUGGAAGAGUUCCCAGCACUGGAGGAAGGAGAGGACAGUGCAGCCUCCCAGUCCAUGACAAUGGACCAAGAGAUGACCCUGACGCAAAGUGACACCCCCGACCAACUGUCACAGGAAGUAAUCGUCAUAAUAACGGACACGGAGAGUGACGAAGACCAGGAAGAGGGGGACGAGGAGGACGAAGAGCAGGACUAUGAUGAGGAGGAGGAAGAGGAAGAUGACGAAGAGGAGGAAGAAGAGGAAGAUGACGAAGAGGAGGACGAGGGAGGGAUGGGGGAGGAAGGAGAGGAAAGCAACGAGGGGAGCGGGGAUGGCAACGAGGCUUACGAAGAAGAUGACACAGAGUGCGCUGAUGCAACAGACCCGGGCACGGAGACGGAGGAGAGUCUGGGGGCGUCCGACUCCACCCAGAGGCCCGCGGAUUCCCAGACACCCAGCUUCGAGGGCAGCUCGAUGGAGGCCUUCUCGACAGAACAAUCCAUCUCGAGCUCUGGUACACGCAUGCCCCAGUCGCCACGGAGACCCACUCAUCAGUUGCCCGCCCGCCUCAACACCCACCCUGCUACAACAUCCGAAUUGGGACCGUCCGCUCAGCGCAAUGCUGGUCGUCGUCAGGCCGUGGGGAGAGUCCCUCAGCUCACUGCUGGGCUGCCGGUAAGCUCUCAGCACUUCUUCGAUGAGGAUGACAGGAUGGUUCCCAGCGCUCCCACUCUGGUGGUACCACACCGCGAUGGUUUUGACCAGGCCAUCCAUUCUCCCCAGGUGGCUGGUGUGCCUCGCUUUCGGUUUGGUCCCUCAGAUGAAAUGCCCCAGACCAGCUCCUCGUCGCAAUCCGAUCUGGGACAACUCGCAUCACAAGGAGGUCUUGGGAUGUAUGAAAGCCCCUUGUUCCUAUCAACUCAUGAAGAAGAGUCGGGUGGACGCAGUGUUCCCACCACACCACUACAAGUCUCAGCACCAGUAACCAUCUUCUCCGAGGUGGCUCAGUCUGACACCACUGAGCACGCCUCCCAGUCGGUUCCCAUGGUGAGCACGUCCACGCCAGGCCUAGUGGUGCCAGGAGCAGCCGGUACAGGGGAGGAGAGGGAUGAUGUCCUCCUGGAGCCUGACGCUGAUAGGCCCAGUGCUGAAGCGUCAAUGGAUGCGGUGGUGUCUCAGGGAGAUGUGGAGGAGCAAAGUCAGCCCUCCGACAAGGCCAGCCUCCCCUCCACCAGCCAGGAGCCCUCCUCCAGCUCUGCAGACACAAGCAGUGCUCCACCUAAACCCUCUAGACCUGGAACCAGCAGACAGCUGCAGCGCUGGCCAGAGAGCCGUGGGGGACGUAUGAAGAGAGGAGGUCAGGCAUUUCCAUCUCGGGGACAACACGGGAGACGAUUUGCCAGAUGAAACACUAAUCAGGAAACUUGAGAACCCGGACAGGUCGUCAUUCCCUUCAGAAACAUCACACAUCAGUGAUUCUCUGCUCAGUCCUGAUAAGUACUCAGCCUGUCGUUUUUAUGUUCUCCUUUUGUUUUUAAAUGUACUUGUAAAGUACCCUUUGUUAUUCAUGGCCCAUGCUGAUGUAGUGUUUUAUGAAGACUGUAAUAAACUUGAAAACUUGAGGAAAAA
This is a messenger RNA of Scophthalmus maximus (turbot), 7332 nucleotides long. It is a transcript of the gene tprb, whose product is annotated as translocated promoter region b, nuclear basket protein. Gene Ontology annotation, biological process: protein import into nucleus; mRNA export from nucleus. Gene Ontology annotation, molecular function: structural constituent of nuclear pore. Lineage: Eukaryota; Metazoa; Chordata; Actinopteri; Pleuronectiformes; Scophthalmidae. The transcript has 51 exons. The coding region runs from base 22 to 7110 and encodes 2362 amino acids. The record is from RefSeq and is a predicted model, not a curated record. Gene Ontology annotation, cellular component: nuclear pore.